GGAGAUCCUGACUCACUCUUCAUCUUCGUUCGUUAUUCAAAUGUGUUUAUGUAACAAAACUCAUAAGGAUAAAAGAUUGAUGUUACAAUAAGAAUAAAAAAUGGUUUCGCCACCUAAUAAAUUAAAGAUUGAGGAAAAUGGAUCUCGUUGUGCUCAUUUUGUACAUUGCAAAUUGAUGCUUUUUGCACAAACUUGCUCUUCAUUUCUUGCUUGAAAAAUGGCUUCACCGCCUAAAAAACUGAAGUUUGAGGCAAACGGAUCUCGUUUAAGUAAACUUUUGAUAAAUAAAGGAACACAAGCCUUAAAAACAAAAUUGCAAAUCAUUAUAAAUCUUCAAUCAUCAAACUUAAAAGAUAAACUUAAUGAUCCUUCUACAAAGAGUAAAUUGACAUCACUAAAAUUCAAAGUCAUCAACAAAGAGCAAUGGAAUCUUCUUUACCCGUCGACUGGCUCACCUGACAUUAAAAACUUUGAUAUUUCAUUAUUGACUGUCUUGUUGCGUAACAUAUGUGGUCUAACAGCUCCACAUGGUGGAUGGAAUAAUCUCCCUUCCUCUUCAGAGUCUUCAAUCUCAGCAAACAUUGCAAGAAUAAAGUUUUAUCGAAACAAAGUGUACGGUCACAUAACUACAACUAGUAUAGAUGACAGUGAGUUUGAGUACUUGUGGCAGGAAAUUUCAAAAGCAUUGGUUGGUCUGGGUAUUCAACAAACUGAAAUAGAUGAAUUGAAGGAAGCUCGUCUCAGUCCUGAUGAAGCAAAUUAUAUUGAAUUGUUAAAAAACUGGUGUGCAGUUGCUAACAAAACAAAAGAAGGUGUGGAAGAUAUAAAAAAUGACGUUAAGGAAAUUAAAGAAAUUGUGUCAACAAAAGCUGAUGUAGCUGAAAUUACACAAGUGAUGGCAACAAAAGCUGAUGUAGUAGAAAUUAAACAAGAUAUGGCAACAAAAGCUGAUGUAGCUGGAGUAAAAGACAUGUUGCAAGUCAAAACAUGUUCAGAUCUCAAGAAACUUGGAAAGUGCAAUUUCAAAGGUGUUAUAAAAGAUCUCAACAAGAAAUACCUUGAAGGCACUAGACAAUGGUUAUUUGAAGAACUCGACAUUUGGUUUGAAGAUGAAAGUGAAGAUGCUUCUAAUGUCAUGAUUUUGAUUGCUGGUCCAGGCGUUGGUAAAAGUGUGUUUGCUGCUGAGUUGUGUCGACGAUAUUCCGAAAAGAAGAAACUUGCUGCUUGUCAUUUCUGCAGAUAUAAUAGAUCAGAUUAUAGAAAUCCUCGAAUAUUGAUAGAAUCACUGGCCAGCAGCAUGUGUGAUACAAUAUCAGAGUUUAAAUCUAAACUGAAUGAAGAAUUACAGAGAAACCAUUCCAAAGAAUCGAUCACCGCUGCAUUCCGUGUUUUAUUAAAUGAUCCAUUGCAUUUAUUGGAAGAUCAUGAACCAAUGCUUUUGGUUAUUGAUGCGUUAGAUGAAAGUCAAGUUAAGGGCAAAAGUGAAUUAUUGGAAUUGAUUUCUGAUGAAUUUUGCCGACUGCCUAAAUGGAUUAAAAUCUUCAUCACCAGUCGUCCAGAACUUCCUGUUAAAAAGGAAUUGAAAGACAUGAAUCCUGUAGAAAUAGAAACUCGACCUCAUGAUAGAAAGAACAAAUCCGAUCUGUGCAAGUAUUUAGCACAUGAGUUGAAGAGUAAUUUCUUCGUUGCUGACUGGCGGCACAAAAACAGUUAUGACAGUGAUGACAGUGAUGACAGUGAUGACAGUGAUGACAGUGAUGAGUAUGAAAAAUGCGCGGGUUCGUUUCUGUACGCUUACCACGCACAAGAGAGUUUAAAAAAAGAAAAAACUGAGCUAACUGUCAAGAAUAUUAAACAAUUGGUUCCUAAUGGGUUGAGUAAAUUUUACACAGAACAAUUCAAGAGAUUAAAAAAAUUAUUGAAAAAAAUAAUUUUAUCAACACACAAAACCGUUACUUCCGACUUUACAGAAAACUUUACGGAAUGUCUUGAAGUGUUAGUGACUUAUCAAAGUAUUUUGCCUUUGUCUUUUCUUCUUCAUUGUUUGGGUUUUUCUGAUGACAUGAAGUUUAAAGAUCGUUUUAAAAUACAUGGAGUGCUAUCUCAAUUUUUUCCAAUUUACGAUGAUUAUUUGACCGUUUAUCACAAGUCUCUCGUUGAUUGGUUGAAAUCAGAUGGUUAUGAAGAGCAUGAGUUUACAGUUGAUCCAAAAAAUGGUCAUAAGUUCUUAUGGCAUGCUUGUGAGAAAGUGUUUAAACACAUCAGGUCGAUGAACAUUUUUAAAGGUCAGAUGAGCACUGCUAUGAUUCACUAUGCUUUGAAGAAUGGAAUCUAUCAUAUGUUAAAAUGUCGCAAAAAUGUUGACUUUAGCUGGGCAGUAGAUGUCAAAGUGGUUUGUGCGAGGUUAAUGGUUGUGGAAGACAUUGAAGUGGAUACCUUUGAGUCUGAAUUGUUUGAAAUCAUUAAGGAACGACGUCCUUUUUUAAAAAAAGAUGUACUUGAGGAACUACUAUUUCAUUUAUUUAUGAUAAGGAAGGUGUUAUAUAAGUAUGAUGAAAGCUUACUUUAUUUACAAAUUAUUGCAAACAGAAUUCAUGGCAGUAACGAAAAAAGAUUAUUGGCAAGGGAUUUAUUGAAACAAGGAAAGCUUACUUGGGUUGAGAAUUUAAACUCAACAUAUCUAACAAACCAUCAUCAUUUGACUGUCUCCUUGCGUGCUAACGUUACAUGUCUUUGUGUGUCGUCCAAUGAUGAACUUCUUGCUGUAGGAUAUGAAAAUGGUCAAAUAUCUAUUUUUGAACUUCCUGAUUUUAAGCAACGAUGGACUCUAGGCACUGCACUCGAUGAUUCAAGGUUGGAUAAGUGGGAUGAUGUAGACACAUUUAUUUUCCUGUAUGACAUCUAUGACUAUGCAACAUCAAAGAAAUUUGGUUUUGUACGUGGGAACAUAUGUUGUUGCUCCUUUUCACCUAACGGAAGUAGACUGGUAACUAGUGAUGGAUCUACUGAAGUAAAGUUGUGGGAUGUUAACAAUGGACGUUUGUUAUUAUGUUUACAGUCAGAUGAUGUCGUUAAUCGUUGCUCUUUCUUAUAUUCUGGUUUGUUUAUUACAGCAAAAUAUGUAAAACAUUACAAUGGAUUUCCUAAAGAUGGUUUUUAUAAAAGAGUGUUCAUUGCAUGGAAUUCAUUAACUUUGCAAAGAAUCGAUCGACGCUGCGUUGUUGAUUACCAAAAACUACAAUACACCGAUAAAUAUUCAGAGUUCUUUGUUGCAAAGUUCUUCUGGACUUCGUUUUUUUUUGAAUUUCCAAAGGCAAUCGAUAUUUUUUCAAGUGGAAAGUAUGAUUCACGACGUUUACAUUCAAUGAUAAUACACAAUUAUCGUGAUUGUAUUUUUUAUCAUACAAAGCAGAAUGGAAAGCUUUCUGAAGUCAGUCAGUUGAAAAAAUACAACGAUCAAGGAGAAAUCGUGUUUUGUUUACCAAAUGUUGAGUGUCCAUGUUUUUGGAGGACUCUUAACAAAGUCCAUCCAAUCUCGUUUAAGGAAUUUUACGUUGUGCCGUAUUUUUCCAAGCUUAAAAUUUUCAAAAUUGAUCAUCUUUGGAGACCUUCAUUUAUCUUUGAAAAAUUUAAAAUUGAAUGUUGUUGUUUUUCACCGGAUGGAUCUUUUUUUGCUGCUUUCGCUGUUGGUGACCACGUCAACAUUUAUAUUUGGAGCAUUGAACGUUGCACUAUUAUUCAAACUGUACCAAUGCAACUGAAGGAUGUAUUUGGAUGUUGGUGGUCAGAUGGUUUACUGUGGAUAUGGGAUGGUUCUGAUCAUCUUACGAAGAUAUCAACUUCGUCUGAAAAUUUUGUAGAUUCUACACAAGCAAAGCAUGUUAACAUUGGAUUUAAACCUAAGAAAAUCUUAACAUUUGGUGAUGUCUUAGUUUGUAUUGACGAAGAAAAGUUUGUUCAAGUUGUUAGAAUUACCAAGGGUGAGAUACAAUACAACAAAAGACUUCCUGUCCAUAGUUCAAAAUUUAAAGCAGCAGCUGUAUCACCUGAUAAUUCUGUUAUUUUAACUGUAAUUAAAACAGAAUACACAUUAUGGAAAUGGGGAAAUAACAACAAUGAACUUUACUUGAAACCUUGGCAUACUGCAGAAAUAUCCAUAGCAGAUGUCUUGGGAAAAAUUGUUGAAGAACAGGAAACUGUAAAUGAUCUAACGUUCAACUGCUUUAUAAGUGAUAGUAAACAAGCAGUCAUAACAUUUUGCAAAGACUUGGAUACGAACUUUUGUGUAAUUAAUGUUCACGAGAAUGGUGAUGUGAAUGACUUUGUAUGUGGUAUCAGUUUAUAUUUUUUGCACUCGAACCUAAUUGUACACAAAUCUUAUUACAUUGGAGUGUUUGAUGGGUCAUUGGUUGCUGUAGAUUUAAAGAGUCGUAAAGUAUGCGCUAAAUUUGACGAAAAAUGUCAUUUAAUGUCUAUUAUAACUCUGCAUUCCAAUACAGGAAGUUUAGCUAUUGUUGAGAGUUUAAAUUGCAGAAUUCAAUUUUUAAAACUUAAUGUUCCUGAAUAAAUACAUCAACUCAAACUUUAAUAGUAAAUUCAAAAACCUUUUGAGAAAAUUUCACUUAGAUGUUGAUGGUCGUAAGGAUGAUUGCUUGUUUCCACCUACUAUAAUUUUCUACAGAAGAAGUAUUCUUAUUCUACCAGGCAAUCUUUAAGAAAUUAUUUAUAUGUUCAAAAAAUAAAUUUGGAUUAAUUUUGCGAAAGAUCUUUUAAAUUUAUCGGUACUAUUUCUUGGAAUGUCUUACCUCCUGCUAUUAAAGAAUGUAAAAUAUUAUCUAUGUUUUGCAAUAAUCUGAAAUGAUGUAUAAUUGCUUUAUAUUACACAAAUGACUUGUAUUUAAAAAGAGCGCUUCUAUACUAAUUGAUCAUGAAUAUUUGUGUAUUCCUUUCUAAGAUUCUACUGUAAUCUUCAUAAAUGAAUUGUCAUUUAAACAGGGCAUCCUCUAGAUUAAACUACUACUGUAAGAUGCUCUGUCAAACUUAUCAUUAUGUAUUGUAUCUCUGAACAAAUUUCAUGUUGAUGAUUUACUUUUUAAUAAAAAUGUAUGGUUAGAUAA
This is a messenger RNA of Xenia sp. Carnegie-2017, 5117 nucleotides long. RefSeq lists its product as uncharacterized. Gene Ontology annotation, molecular function: protein binding. The transcript has 2 exons. Lineage: Eukaryota; Metazoa; Cnidaria; Anthozoa; Malacalcyonacea; Xeniidae. The coding region runs from base 218 to 4567 and encodes 1449 amino acids. The record is from RefSeq and is a predicted model, not a curated record.